Messenger RNA from Colletotrichum godetiae, 1311 nucleotides. RefSeq lists its product as uncharacterized. Bases 196 to 891 code for a protein of 231 amino acids. The transcript has a single exon. NCBI's taxonomy places the organism in Eukaryota, Fungi, Ascomycota, Sordariomycetes, Glomerellales, Glomerellaceae. Gene Ontology annotation, molecular function: nucleotide binding. The record is from RefSeq and is a predicted model, not a curated record.
UGAGAAUGGUCAAAGCCGUGCUGGAUAAAAUGGAGUAUGGCACAUACAUCAAGAUGUGGUAUAUAUGCUAAGACGAAUCCGCUGAAGAAGCUGCCUCUCUCUGUAGUUCAUUCAAUCCAAACAAACUCCUGGUUUAGCAUCUUGACCGUUCCAACAUUGACGUCUCAUCGUCCAAAAUGGCUCCCCAAGUGACUAAUGUUGGCUUUAUCGGCCUCUCAUCCCGACCGUAAGUGCCACCCCCACUCUCUGUUCUUCAACUUCACGACAACUAACAAAACUUGCAGUGAAUGGUCCUGGGCCGUCGCCGCUCACCUCCCCUACUUCACCCACUCCAAAACCUACAACCUCGCCGCCCUCCAAAACAGCUCCAAAGAAACAGCCCAGAAAGCAAUCCAUUUCCACAGCCUCUCCCAAAACACCAAAGCCUACGGCGAAAUCGACGCCCUCGUCGCAGACCCGGACGUCGAACUCGUCGCCGUGACGAUCAAAGUCCACCUCCACGCCACGGCCGUCGAAGCCGCCAUCCGCGCCGGCAAACGCGCCGUCUUUUGCGAGUCGCCUCUCGCCCGGAACAGCGCCGAGGCAGAGCAUCUGACAUCCCUAGCUAAAGAACGAAACGUCAGGACUUUGGUAGGCUUGCAAGGGCGUCAGAACCCUGCUACCCUCAAGGCCAGGGAGCUCGUUGAGCAAAGGGGCGCUGGGGGACAUUCUGCAAACGACGAUAUUGUUUACGAGCCCUUGGUUCGGGGCUACGUUCCCCGAGACGGCGGUAUACGGCGCCGAUAUCUCGAAUGGUGCGAAUCUGGUGUCCAUCUCGGCUGGCCACGCUCUGGACGCGCUGUGUUUUGUUCUAGGCGAGUUGAGGGGAAUACAGGCUACCUUGGCGAAUAACCGGCCUCGGGUGGUCGUCACCGACGUCGAGGGGAAGCCAAAGGGGAGACUGAGAAGACGGCGCAUGAUCACCUCUCUGUGGUGGGAGGCUUCCCGGAGGUGGGGUGGCGACGGCGAUUUGCGUGGGUGCUAUGAGCCAGGUUGACAAGAAUUUCUUUUGGGAGAUUACGGGCACCAAGGGGACGAUUCUGACUGAGGGUCCCAUGGGGAAUAUUCAGGGGUUUCCGCCGACGAUCACGCUUGUCAAGGCUGCGCCGGGCGCUGUGUUGGAGGUUGUGGAGGUGGAUGAGGUCAAGGGGUUUUCGGAUAAUACUGGUAAGGCUUGGGAGACGUUUGCGGGGGGACCUGAGGAGGCACCGGAUUCUGAGGUUGCGCUGACUAGGCAUCACAUCAUAUGUUGGAUGCUAUCUGUAAGAGUAA